AUGCCCUCCGCCCACACCUGGAGGAAGGAAGGUGUGGAGCUAGCUUUGAGACGCGGCAAUGUGCAGGCCACGCAGAUGCUUGUUCAACCUUCAGGUGACGAGGCCUUCGCUCGCCCCUCGAGAAGAAGAGGCACUCUGGCAGGUACGAGACAGGAUUUGGAGGAUCUGGAGGAGCAGCAGCCCCGAUGGCGUUGGCGGGCAAAGGUGGCGCUGGCCUUCUACACGUUAGCACGUAUCACUGUGAACCUUCCCUUCACGGAGAGAGCAAUCCGGGAGCGGAUUGUUGAGACUGAGACGGAGAUUUAUUAUGAGAGGUCUUCAGAGAAAUGUGUCGAUUUGCAUGUGUUUUGCGAUGAUAUCUGUCGGCCCCUCGUGACUAGCUUUGGGCUCUACAUGUUUGUCCACAGGCUUGACCGGUUCUCCAGGAGCAACCAGCUGCAGCUCAGUUUCAUCACGAUGUGUUGCCUGGCGCUACCCCUGUGCGACGACAGCGUGGAUCACCUGUUGAUCGCCUCUGGGAGGCCCUAUGCAACGUCUUGGAGGUGCGCAUGA
Symbiodinium sp. CCMP2456 is the source of this 552-nucleotide messenger RNA. Lineage: Eukaryota; Dinophyceae; Suessiales; Symbiodiniaceae. The record is from the annotation of a GenBank genome assembly.